Drosophila serrata is the source of this 965-nucleotide messenger RNA. Its product is annotated as putative mitochondrial import inner membrane translocase subunit Tim17 4 pseudogene. NCBI's taxonomy places the organism in Eukaryota, Metazoa, Arthropoda, Insecta, Diptera, Drosophilidae. The record is from RefSeq and is a predicted model, not a curated record.
AGUUAGCAUUUACACUAGUGUCACAAGCUAAAUUAAGCCACAAGUAACUCACACAAACGGAACACUAUAAAUUCCAAAAACACACUCUAAACCCUCAUCCAAAAAAUUAGGAAUUAAUAAACCACAAAAUUAGGAAAGAAAUAAAUUGAUAUUAUAUUGCAAUCAUGGACUACACCCGACAACCGUGUCCCAUUAGGAUUGUGGAGGACUGUGGCUGCGCCUACCUAAUGGGCAGCAUUGGCGGAGGACUUUUCCAGUUAAUCAAGGGUAUCCGCAACUCUCCGUCCGGCUUUAUGAACAGAUUCUAUGGUGGCAUAUACACGAUGAAGAUGGGGACACCGCCCAUUGCCAGCAAUUUUGCCAUUUGGGGCCUCACCUUUACCGCAUGCGAAUGCGCCAUAUUCUCGUACCGGAAGCGGGAUGAUUUCUGGAAUUCCGCAUUAAGUGGAGCUGCCGCCGGCGGUAUAAUGGCAGCCCGUAGGGGUAUUCCAGCCAUGAUCCACGGUGCCUUCAUGGGUUUUAUGGUUCUAAGCCUGUUCGAUGGGGCCGGCAUGGUGGUGGGGCGAAUUUAUGCAGACGAUGGCGAGGCAACCGCAACCAAAACCAUCGAUGUCCAGACACAACCGCAACGUCCCCAAUGGGAGCCAAUCGAUUCGAAUCCGAAAUCGAUUCCGGAAAAGUCAGUUUCCCUGACAGGUCACGACUCUACCAUGGAGGGAUUUCAACGGGUGCUGGAAAAGUGCCGGAAAUAUCAACAAGAUGCCAUGGCCGGGGAGAGACGACGAGAGCUACUGGAUCUAAUCAAACUGGCCGAGAUUAUCUAAUCGAUCAUCUUGCAUUUCCAGAAGAGUGUUUUCCAAAUUCAUACGUAUUUUCUUUUCAUAUGCAUCGAAUAGCAAGUAAUUUUGUUAAAAGAAAUCUAUACUUUUUGACUGUCGAAUAAACACCAAUGAUAUUGUACUGUA